This is a messenger RNA of Paramecium sonneborni, 2414 nucleotides long. NCBI's taxonomy places the organism in Eukaryota, Ciliophora, Oligohymenophorea, Peniculida, Parameciidae. The record is from the annotation of a GenBank genome assembly.
AUGGAACCAUAAAUCAAAGAAUUUGUAAGUUCGUUACUAAAAACUUAAAUUACUGACAAUCUCACUCUCUCAGAUAAAUAAAAACAAUUAAACCAUUAAACUGGACUAAUGUAUAUAAGAUGUUUCAAUUUUAUAUAGAUGCUUUCUUCAAGGUUAUUGUUUAGAGAUUGGAUUUCAAGUUCAACCUAAUAUCAAUUAAGCUAUCCCUCACUAUUUACAUGGACUCAAGUUCUUUGCAGAUCCAUUAUGUGCUUAUUAAUUAGAGCAAUAUUAUACUAAAAAUAAGAAUAAAAUAUUAGCUUCCUUGUAAAUAUUCUAAAUAUAACAUUUUAGUUGCAAAUCUAUCUAUUACUUACUUAUUGAUCUAAUAUAUGAAAUUAAACAUUCUCUUAAAAAAGUUGAAUUCGAUAAAUACAACGAAGCAUUAUAAGAAUUAGCACCAACUCCGGAAAUUCCUUUAAAUUAAUUAAGCCAUUUUCUUAUGGCUCUUUUUCUUUAUAGAGAAAAUGAAUCACAAUAACAUUUUGAUUAGCUUUUAAUGAACUAUGAAUAAAUGGGUGCAAAAAUUCAUGCUUAUCCUAUCCUAAUUAAAUAAUUUACUUAAUAAACUAAGAAUCCUGAUAAAUGUCCUGAUAUUGUUUUUAAAUAAUGUCAAUUAGUCAAUCCAGAACCAUUUUUAAAUCAGGUAUUUAUAUAAAAUUGAUAUCAAGAUAGUGUUUAUAUAAUAUAUCCCUUUAUGGGAUGAUUGAUAAUUCUCAUUUAAACUCUAUUCGUUAGAUUGUUUUUGAGUUAAGUUUUCUUCAUAGACCAGAACCUUAUCCUUUAGUCAUUGAACAACUCUAUACAAGAGGAAUUCAACCUGUAAUACAUAAAAUCUUAAUUUUAUAAAAAAGAGCCAAAGUAUUAAAGGAACAUGAAUUAAAAGAAGAAGAAAUCAAAUUUAUAGAAUAAUAAAAUUCAGUGAUUAGUCUUUAUUUAUUAGGCAAACGAUAAAAAGAUAAGUCAACUAAUUGUUUAUUAUGUAAAGCUAAAGAAAUAUUAAAAAAUCCAUGGCCAGAAAAUCCUUUUAUUUUAUUUGUUUAUAUGUUCUAUAAGGCUAAAUUAGAAUUACAUCAUUAAAAUCAUGACGGCUAUACUAAAUUGCUUGAUUAAAAUUUAUUUGAUGAAUGUUAACAAUUUUAUGAUCGAAAUUCCAUCAGUUUUAAAUAGGUUAGAACAUUUUAAUUUUAUUUAAUACGUCGUAGAUUAGAUAAACAAAGAGAUAAAAUUACAUUUAAAAACAAACAGAUUUAAACUAUUUUUGAUUAAAAAAAAAUAUAAUAAUUAGAUCUCUCUAGAAGCAACUUUUAAGCAAUUCAUUAAAGUCAAAUAGAACUUAGAAGAUCAUUUGUGAAUCAAUCACCAGAAAAAAGAAUCAUAGAUGCUAUUAAAUAAACAUAAAGUAUCUAUGUGAAUAGUGGUAUUAAAAGGUUAAAUUUUGAUAGAACUAUUCAAGGACCUUAAAUUCUACCACAAGAAGAAGAAUAAUAAUAAUUGCAGAAAUCACGAUUUGUUGAUUUAGAGAAUAAAAUUAGAUAUACAAAAUUAAAUCUGAUUUAAUCAGAAGAUAUCUCUGAGAUUAAAUUUAUUAGUAAAAGCAACCGAGAUGGUUAAUUAAGCAUAGGGAAAUAUUAAGGAUAAUUAAUUUAAAUUAAAACGUUAGCUUAUAUGAACUAUGAUCAGAUAAAUUAAUAUUUUAAAUUAAUAAAAAAGUUUAUAAAUUUGGAACAUUAAAACAUCAGGACGAUAAUUGGGUAUAAUAUAGAAGAUUUUUAAGAAUAAGAUUUAAGUGGAUAAGUCAGGAUCUUAACAUAUAAAUAUGAUUAUAAUUUAAGAACCUUUCUUCAAAGAAAUAAGAUAUCAACAAAAGAGAAAUGGUAUUUGGCAGUAUAAAUAAUUGAUGCUGUUUAUUAUCUACAUUAGCAUGAAAUAAUCUUUUGUAAUUUACAUCCUAACAAUAUACUUAUUGAUGGAGAUACUCAUGUUCCUGUUCUUAUUGAUUUUGAUUUAGUGUUUGAUAAAGAAUACUUAGAUAUAAAUUAUAUGGCUAAAUAAGUAAUAGAAGAAGAAAUGCCUUUAUUUACUGAAAAGACAGACAUUUAUUCAAUAGGAUGCAUUUUACUUUAUUUAUUUUUUGGUUGUGAAUUUCGAUUUUAACAAUCACAGUAAAAUAUGAUAUAAUUAUUAGUCAUUCUACAACUUUAAGUUUGGAAGCCUUUUAAAACAUAAAUCCACAUUAGUCUACAAAUGUAGAAUUUCUAUUACCUCCUGAUUCAGAGGCUUUAUAAGAGAGAGCUAGAGUCAUUAUAUUGAAAUGUUUAAAUGGAGAAAUUGAAUUAUUAGACCUGCUUCAACAUUUUUAUGACUAUGUAUGA